This is a messenger RNA of Condylura cristata (star-nosed mole), 3000 nucleotides long. It is a transcript of the gene DNAJB2, whose product is annotated as DnaJ (Hsp40) homolog, subfamily B, member 2. Lineage: Eukaryota; Metazoa; Chordata; Mammalia; Eulipotyphla; Talpidae. The coding region runs from base 232 to 1203 and encodes 323 amino acids. Gene Ontology annotation, cellular component: cytosol; endoplasmic reticulum membrane. Gene Ontology annotation, biological process: positive regulation of proteasomal ubiquitin-dependent protein catabolic process; protein refolding. The record is from RefSeq and is a predicted model, not a curated record. The transcript is spliced from 9 exons. Gene Ontology annotation, molecular function: Hsp70 protein binding; ATPase activator activity.
CCCCCACCCCUCGAGUGACAGGCCGAACCGGCCUCUUCGGGGUGUCUAGUAGUUUCCGUGCAGCUGACGCACGCUUGCGCGCGCACAGCUGCCCGACCGCGUCCUACGCAGCAACCGCGAGCCCGCAGCCGGUGCCAGACGGUUCCCCGCGGGGGGCCGGGGCGGGGCGCUGCCGGAGCCAGGGACUCCGAGCGGAGGAGCCCCAAGGAGACCCAGCACUGACGAGUUGCUAUGGCAUCCUACUACGAGAUCCUAGACGUGCCCCGAAGUGCGUCUGCUGAUGACAUCAAGAAGGCGUAUCGGCGGAAGGCUCUACAGUGGCACCCAGACAAGAACCCCGAUAAUAAAGAAUUUGCUGAGAGGAAGUUCAAGGAGGUGGCUGAGGCCUAUGAAGUGCUGUCUGACAAGCACAAGCGGGAGAUCUACGACCGCUAUGGCCGGGAAGGGCUGACUGGGGCAGGAACUGGCCCAUCUCGGACGGAAGCCGGUGGGGGUGGGUCCAGCUUCACCUUCAGCUUCCGCAGCCCCGAGGAGGUUUUCCAGGAGUUCUUCGGGAGUGGAGACCCUUUUGCAGAGCUCUUUGACGACAUGGGUCCCUUCUCAGAACUGCAGAACUGGGCGUCUGGACACAGGCCUUUCUUCACGGUCUCUUCCUCCUUCCCGGGGCGUUCUGAUUUCUCCUCCUCAUCUUUCUCCUUCAGCCCUGGGGCUGGCGCUUUUCGUUCUAUUUCCACGUCCACCACCUUUGUCCAAGGACGCCGCAUUACUACCCGAAGGAUCAUGGAGAACGGGCAGGAACGGGUGGAAGUGGAGGAGGACGGGCAGCUGAAGUCGGUCACGAUCAACGGUGUCCCAGACGACCUGGCGCUGGGCUUGGAGCUGAGCCGUCGUGAGCAGCAGCCGUCAGUCACCUCCAGAUCCGGGGGCACACAGGUCCAGCAGAGCCUGGCCACGCGGCGUUCUGACAGCGACCUCUCUGACGACGAGGACCUGCAGCUCGCCAUGGCCUACAGCCUGUCAGAGAUGGAGGCGGCUGGGAAGAAGCCGGCAGGUGGGCGGGGGGCACAGCAGCGACAGCAGGGCAAGCCCAAGGCCCUGUACCAAGACCCGGGUGUGGGGGGCACCCUCGAGGGCGCAGGGGCUGAGGCAGCCAGACCCAGCCCUUCCCCAGAAGAGAAGACCUCUCGCUGCCUCAUCCUCUGAUGCCCAGGCACAGUCUGACUCCUGGCAGGAGACAGACAGGAGCGCGGCCUGAGUUGCGGGGCCAGCCCAGUGCCUUGCUCCCUCCGGGCACACAGGCCCAGCGGCACUCCAGCAAGGACUCGGGAUUUGCCGUGCUCCACCGCAGCUGAUAGUGCCUGGUGACUCCAGGGUGGGGUCUCGGGCAGGGGGGGGCUUGAGCAGCAGGGACGCACUUAUUCUUCCUAGGUGGGGAGUCUCUGGGGGCACUGGAGGUUUGGGGUGGGCCUGCUGUGCCCAGGUCUUUUGCCACCAGUGUUGCUGAUAAUGUCAAGGAAGGAGGACUUGGCCUGGGGUUCUCGGAGCCUGAGCCGAGUCAGCAGCUACAGUGGGGAGACUCCUUGUCCAGCUGCCGACACCCUCCCCUGGUUUCUGUGCGUGUGGAGCUCUGACCGUCUCUGUUGCUUUCCUGUGGUGCUGCUUGUCCUUCCUCGCACUGUUCUCAGCAAUUCCCUGCAGGCUGCACCGCUUGCUUUCACUGCUGUCUGGCUAGGACUCCCUCUUCCUUCCCUGAGGAGGCCUCAGUGUGGAGAGGAAGAUGCUGAGGCCCGUAGGGUCUCCCCGGGAGGCUAGCUGGGUGGGCGGGAGCCUCAGCCAUCCAGAUUCGGAGCCGGAGCCCACUCUUCUCCCUUCCUCUUGCUGCCUCAGCCUGCCCCAGGCCUCGGGACUAGGCAGAGGUGAGGCCUGUUAACCCUGGAGAGGUGGGCUAGGGCUAGGGUGACCCCGAGGGAGGCUUAGGUGGGGCCUGGCCGAGGAUCCUCCCUCACCAUGCAUCAGGGCUCAGGGAGAGGCCACAGGGCGAGCCCAGUCUGCAUGCAUGGCUCCGGCCUCCACAGCUUGCCGCUGACCCUCUCUCCUGUCGCCCCACCCUGCUCUCUCCCCAGAUGUGUUCUGAGCUGAAUGUCCAGGAUCCAGAGUUGCUGCACAGCUCCAACAGGACAGCGCCCUCCCCCGUGUGCUGGGAGGGGACCCUCAUUCCUCUCCUUCACCCGUGCAGAGUGUAGAGCUGGGCCUGGGUGGCGGGUGGGGCGGGUCUGUAGUCUCAGCCUGUAAAUUCUCCCUGGGUGUUUGGUGCUGUCCCUUGGAGACUGCAGGCUCCAGAAUGCAGUGCACCCUGCCUCCCUUCUGGUAGAUCAUGCUUGGGGGGGAAGUGGUGCAUGGUCACGGAGCUGUGCAUCUUGGGACAUGUAGUUCCAGCCCCGGUGGGCCUGUGGCUUGCUUGAGAUGGGAGCAUCUCGUCCUUUGAUUUGUCUCUGGUAGGGGUGUCGAUAAUGUGGAUGAAGGGGUUAUAGUCCAAGCUUCGGCCUCCCUGACACCUGUCGCUAGUGCUGGAUUCGAGAGUACAAAUCAGAACCCAGCGCCACCCGGGAGAGGGUCUUCUGUGGCAGGCGGGGCAGAGCCACGACGCAGGGCACAGCAGCCUGGGAGGCUGGUGGCCUGAGCUGGCGGGAGCUGGGGCGGGCAGGCCCCACCUGGAGCGUGUGGGGCCGCGACGGACGUGUGAAGGGAGCUCGGGCUUGCUGCUGCUUGUCUGGCUUUUUUGGCCUCUGACCCUGUUGCCCGUUCUUUCUCUCUAACACCACAGAUGAGCUGCCUCUCCUCCCCCCUGCCCGGGGAGCCAGAGGCCAGGGAGGGGAGUGGUGGAGCCGGGGUGUUGCCUGCCCCGGUGACAUUUCAGAGACUUGUAGCCAGCUUGGCUUUGGGCUGAGCUCAGAAGAGAGGGGAACACUGGAAGUCAAUAAAACUUGAGUUUUGAGAGCU